GGGUAUUAGGGUAAAGGGUUUUUUGUGGUAUUGAGAAAUGAGCUCUAGUUUCGGAUUUUAUGAAGAGUUUAAAGGUAAAUUUUAUGUUUUGGUUGAUGGGAAUUGAAUGUGGGCUUAUGUAGUGAUCAUUUUUCCGUGUUUAUGUUUUGAUUUUUUGCUUAAUGUUGAGUGGGAGCUUUUGGUUUUUGGUUGAUUAAGAAGGGAACGUGGUGAGAUGGAAACCAGGGGGAACUUUGUUUGGUGAUUUUAAACAAGUUGAGGUUUUUUCGUAAUGGGAGUCCGUGGAUGAACCAUUAGUGUUUUCUCUUAUCGCUCUAUUUAUAUUUGGAACGAGAUAUGUUCUUUGGUUGGCAAGAAAUCAAAUAGUUGGUAAGACAGAGAUGACCUUAUUCAUUACACUUCUUUGAAAAAUGGAAGGAGAAUCUUCCAACGAUGUAGAGUGGAUUACAAAAAGGGUCUUCUACUUGGAUAUAAAAUCAGUGAGAUUCUGAGACUACGGUCGUCUAAAGAAUUUGUACAUUUGCACCCACUAACAGCAGAGAAGAGCAGCAAGUUUAAGCAGACAUAAUAAGGUUUAGCUUUCCAAAAGACAGCUGUUUCUUUCCCUCCACAGAGUCUUGUUGAAAGCUUCCACCAAAGAUUCAGUUCAUGGGUUCAUGAGUUCUUUAAUGUGCCUAUUUUAGAAAGAUUUGGAGGGUGGAAAACAGUAAUUUCUUAUUUGGAUUAGUAGAUAUUUUCAAACUUCCCUUAACUUUUGCCUUAGCAAUCUGUCAAAGUAGUGUUGAACCAUGGCGUUUUGCUUAGAUGUAUAGAAGUAUUGACCUGAAAUUUGCACUACUUCUAGAACGUGUUUAGGGAAAUUUUGUAUCUUUAUAGACGCAUUCAAAUUCCCUUGGGUCAUAUCAAUGUUUGUAAUUGCUUUUCCUCGUUGAUUUUUGUCUUAACUUUCAAGCUAAAUAGCCGAUAUUAUCCUGUUAUUUCCCUUUCGAAACCAUAAAGCAGUACAUCUUAUACACUAUUGCUCUAGAGGCUAAGGUCCAUUUGAUAACAGAUUCUUGAAUUUAGUUGAGAUUUAUUAUCUGCAUGACAUGCCUCAUUUAAAAAGCCAACUUCAGGUAUUAUAGUCUUAAUUGGUUAAGAUAUUAUAACCUUGAUUUAGAAAUCAAAGUUUUGAAUCUCCACCCAUCUGACUCAAGGCAAAUUAUCACUAAUAAUUUUAUAUUUUUGGAUUUAUUUUUGUUAACCUUUUCUUAAUCGUAAAUGAUAAACAUCAUAUAUACUGAAUUAAAAUAUAAAGAAAUGAAGUCUUGUUUCUUUGAAGUUGGCAAUGAUACAAGGAAAUGGCAAAUAUGCAUACCUCAUAAUGGAACUUGUGUUGUUCCGGUUAUCUGUUCUCUGAGGAAAUCCCAUAAAUAUACAAGGGAAUGUCAACGAUUUGGAAAUCAAAUUCUCUGUCAUAGUUAUAAAUAACACUAAAUUUGAUAAGUUUUGUUUUUUGUUUUGGCUUCCAACCCCCGGUAUGUAGUUUCUCUUGGACGCCUUAGUGGCCUCUUGUAACACCCUCCUCUCCUCUAAGGAUUUCCAUUUUUUUUGCUGUCUUGUUCUCUGUCUUCCUCAGGUAUACUCCCAGAUGUCCAAACUCACAAAAUAUCCAUUUGAAAGCCCAGACCAGGCCUCACAGGUUUUGAUAGUCCAAGCACAUCAAUCAACAUUAAACUCCUGCCAUUUUUUUAGACAUGUGGUACACUCAUUUGUGCCUGUCCCUGUAGCUUAACCUCCAGGCGUUCAUCUGUGUCUUCUGAUGUCAGUAAUGUGAUACAUGCUCUGGCUUUGAAAAGAAACUAGACCAUUAAGUGAAUUCUCUCUGUGGCAUUUUGGCUGCUGUUUGAGAGAGAAUUAUUUACUCUUGAGAUUUCUUUUUCAAAGAGAUUAUGUUUGUAAGGAGAAAUUUUUGUAGGUGGCUGCACAAUCUGCUUGUGUUCUAUCAUAGCCCAUCUUCCAUCUGUUGUUUCAACCACACCAGGUUCACCUUGGUGAAGAAAGGAAAUGUUUUGGGGGAUUUUGGCGCGCAAAGUUGAGUUGGUAAUUAUUAUAGAAGUGGAGUAAUUGGGAUAGUUGACUUGAAUAAUGAGGUGAUAAAUAGGGUUGAGGAAACAAGAAAAAAUGAGGCAGAUUCUUCAAAUCCUCGUCAACGUAUUCUCAAUGUGGCUCCCAUCAAUAGCAUGCCAUAUAUUGGUCCACCUCUACCACACAGCUACAUUCCUUCUUCUCCACGAGUUGAAGAUCCAGAGGCUAUGGUGAAGGUUGGGCCAGCUAUGGUAUAUUGCCCUCUCACAACCAGUCAAGAGUGGGAUGAUAUAGUAUCUGCCACCAAAACUGGAGUUUCCCUCACUGGGACUGCAGCCAUGGGAAAAGUUGGACCAGUCAUUGGACGUGUAGACAUUGGCGAGAACGAGAAUUCAUACUUCUUUCGCGUAUCUCUUCCAGGGGUUGCUAGAGAUCAAACAGACAGUUUCAGCUGCGACAUGGAACCGGAUGGGCAAGUGAAAAUAAGAGGAGUAACAACAACAGGGGAGAACAUAGUUUGUAAGAAUUCACAAAUAUUUCGGAUGCAAUCGAAAAAUCUAUGCCCGCCAGGUCACUUCUCUAUCACUUUCCAGUUACCUGGCCCUGUCAAUAACCUACAAUUUUCAGGUGCUUUUGGUGCAGAUGGGAUUUUAGAAGGGAGUGUAGCUAAAAGGUGAUUUAACAGGCUUAAAUGAUUUGUUUUGGGGUGUUAAUGGGUUAGAAUACAGAGAUGAUUGUUGGCUCAUUUUGUUAUGCUAGGUUUAGGAAAAGGCCUUUAUGUGGAAAGAAAACUUUUUUUUAGGAAACAUGGGCUAUUAGGAAAGUCGUUAACUCAUUUUUUUGUCUCUCAUUCCUCUAGAAGGAGAUCCUUUGAAAGGAUCAGCUUUUAUUUUCUUGACGAAGGUCCCAGAAAAACUUCACAAUGCUAUGGAAUUUGUAAUUUUGUCAAAAGAUUUGUUGUAUAGAGAAACAAAGUGACUAGUCCAUUUUACAUCCAAGUUUAUGAUGUCUAUAUGUCUAUAA
Messenger RNA from Cucumis sativus (cucumber), 3090 nucleotides. RefSeq names its product alpha-crystallin domain-containing protein 22.3. The transcript has 3 exons. The record is from RefSeq and is a predicted model, not a curated record. Gene Ontology annotation, cellular component: nucleus. NCBI's taxonomy places the organism in Eukaryota, Viridiplantae, Streptophyta, Magnoliopsida, Cucurbitales, Cucurbitaceae. Bases 2223 to 2744 code for a protein of 173 amino acids.